Messenger RNA from Ricinus communis (castor bean), 1874 nucleotides. RefSeq names its product mannan endo-1,4-beta-mannosidase 7. NCBI's taxonomy places the organism in Eukaryota, Viridiplantae, Streptophyta, Magnoliopsida, Malpighiales, Euphorbiaceae. The transcript has 5 exons. Gene Ontology annotation, molecular function: hydrolase activity, hydrolyzing O-glycosyl compounds. The record is from RefSeq and is a predicted model, not a curated record. The coding region runs from base 226 to 1521 and encodes 431 amino acids.
GUUUUUACCUUCUGUUUCAAAACAAAAAAAAAAAAGGUUAGAUUUUACCUUGCAGACACCUUUUUUUUUUUUUCUUCUUCCUUUGUUUGUUUCUCUGUAGACAGUCUCUGCAAUCUGUAGUAUGUUAAUAAAUUUGGGUUGUAAGAAGACAAACCUGUGAUAAAAUAGCAACUCUCUUCUCUCUAUUAGCCUAAGAUUUCCUUCCUUCAUUCUCACAUCUAAGAGAUGAGGCAUUUUAUGUUGGCUCUUUUUCUAGCCAUUCUGAUCCACCAAGGGUGUUUCCACAUCCAUGUUGAAGCUGGAGAUGGAUUCAUCAGAACCAGAGGAGUGCAUUUCUUCUUGAAUGGUAACCCUUACUAUGCAAAUGGGUUCAACGCCUAUUGGUUGAUGUAUAUAGCUUCUGAUCCAUCUCAAAGACACAAAGUUUCAACUGCUUUUCGUGAGGCUGCAAGCCAUGGCCUCACUGUAGCUAGAACUUGGGCUUUCAGUGAUGGCGGUUACAGGCCUUUGCAGUACUCUCCUGCCUCUUACAAUGAACAAAUGUUUAAGGGACUGGAUUUUGUUAUAGCUGAAGCUAGAAGAUAUGGGAUCAAGCUCAUAUUGAGUUUGGUAAACAACUAUGAAACCUUUGGAGGGAAGAAGCAGUAUGUGAACUGGGCUAGAAGUCGAGGACAGUAUCUAUCUUCUGAUGAUGAUUUCUUUAGACACCCUGUUGUUAAGGGUUACUUCAAGAACCAUAUCAUGACCGUCCUAAACAGAUACAACAGCUUUACUAGAAUGCACUAUAAAGAUGAUCCAACAAUAAUGGCAUGGGAACUUAUGAAUGAGCCCAGAUGCACAUCUGAUCCUUCUGGAAGGACUAUUCAGGCUUGGAUAAUGGAAAUGGCUCAGUUUGUGAAGUCAAUGGACAGAAAUCACUUGCUGGAAGCUGGAUUAGAAGGAUUUUAUGGAAAAUCAACACCACAGAGGACUUCUCUCAACCCUGGAAUUGAAAUGGGAACUGACUUCAUUGCCAAUAACCGCAUCCCCGGCAUUGAUUUUGCCACAGUUCACUCAUACCCAGAUCAAUGGUUAUCCAACUCUAACGAUCAAUACCAACUUACGUUCUUAAACAACUGGCUCAACGCUCACAUCCAAGAUGCACAAUAUACUCUGCGAAAGCCAAUCCUCCUGACAGAGUUCGGAAAAUCUUGGAAAGAUCCUGGUUUCAGCACAUACCAGAGAGACCAAAUGUUCAACACAGUGUACUUCAGAAUAUACUCGUCAGCUAAAAGAGGAGGAGCAGCUGCUGGAGGCCUGUUUUGGCAACUUCUGACUGAAGGAAUGGAUAGUUUUCGAGAUGGUUAUGAGAUAAUCUUAGGAGAGCGAUCAUCUACUGCAAAUGUCAUAUCUCAACAAUCUCACAAGCUCAAUCAAAUUCGAAAGAUCUUCGAGAGAAUGAGGAAUGUGCAGAGGUGGAAGAGGGCAAGGGCUAUGAGGAGGCAUCAGGGUGGAAACAGGGGUGGGCAUAUUGGAAACUGAAGAUUCUCAUGCAUUGAGGACAUAAUCAUAAAUAAGAGAAAAAUUAAAGAAAGAAGAUUGGGAGUGAAGAGUGUGCAAUUGUGUUCUCUUUUUGGUCAUGUUUUUUUUUCUGUAUGUUAGUUUUCUCUCUUAGAGAUGAUUGUGUUUUCGUCCAGGAGGGUCAGCUUAGGGUUUUUACCUCUCUCUACUUGUGCUCUUUCUAUUGUUAAUGAGUCUUAUAUUACUCCAUAUCUGCCCAACAGAAUUAUUCAAGAGAUUUACUGAGAGAUGCUUCAUAGAUAAAUGCCAGCAGCAAAAAAGAUUUAUGGAGAAAAUAAGUAUCUAUUCAAAAUUCCCAGUUACAGGGUUUAGAA